Molecule: messenger RNA, 330 nt
Organism: Iphiclides podalirius (scarce swallowtail)
Lineage: Eukaryota; Metazoa; Arthropoda; Insecta; Lepidoptera; Papilionidae
Source: the annotation of a GenBank genome assembly
AUGCACCGCCAACCAUUAGAAGCGUGCACGAAACGCACCGAAAUAGUAGCCGCCACUCGACUUAACGAAAUGCACCGCGAAACAGCUGCCCUAUUGUUUGCAUUCGCGAUAAUGCUGGCAUCAGCUUCCGCUUUAAAGUACGUUGACGACGAUCUUCUCCUGUUCUGGCGGAGAUCUAACUCAGAACCGUGUGAGCCAUUUACAUCAUUCAGAGUGCUGUGCAACAGAUGCGUUUGCUCAGCUGACUCUACUUUGUACUGCACCAAAAUGUAUUGCGGCAAAAGGGACGCAGAACAGAACAAAAUCAGCGAAGAGGAAUUUUUGGAGAAA